Molecule: messenger RNA, 1693 nt
Organism: Papaver somniferum (opium poppy)
Lineage: Eukaryota; Viridiplantae; Streptophyta; Magnoliopsida; Ranunculales; Papaveraceae
Product: ankyrin repeat-containing protein ITN1-like
Exons: 2
Coding region: 75-1523 (482 amino acids)
Molecular function (GO): protein binding
Source: RefSeq, a predicted model, not a curated record
CUUGUUAAAAGUUAGAAGUGUUAUUCCGAGCAAAAAAAAAAAAAGUCUGAAGUGGUAUUUCGAGUUUGAGAAUUAUGGAGAGACGGAUUAAUGAAGCAGCGAUGGCAGGUGAUACAAGUACUUUACUUGAGUUGAUUCAACAAGACCCGCUCAUUCUUGAUAGACUUAUGGUGAUGGGCUCACUCCAAGAAAACCCUCUACAUAUUUCAGCAAUGUUAGGCCAUACUGAUUUUACAAGAGAGUUGUUGAAUCGAAAGCCUGAGUUAGCUCGUGAAUUGAACUCGCAAGGUUUUACACCUCUUCACUUAGCUUCGGCAAAAGGGAAGAUCGAGAUUGUGGAGGAGAUUUUAAGGAUCGACACUGCUUGUUGCUUCAUACAUGAUCGCGAGGGUAACAUACCGUUACAUUUGGCAGUAAAUAAAGGUCAUAUUGAGAUUGUUAAGGAGUUUAUUAAUGUUAAACCGGAGUUGAUUCGGUUGCUUACGAGUCAUGGCGAAACAAUUCUGCAUCUUUGUGUGAAAUAUAAUCAGUUUGAAGCUUUUAAAAUUGUUGAAGAUGAGGAGAUUUUAAAGAGCAAAGACUAUGAAGGAAAUACAGUGUUGCACCUUGCUGUUGCUAUGAGACACCUCCAGAUGAUAAAAUAUUUGGUAGAGAGUAAUAGGGUCGACGUAAACACCCUGAAUGCAAAUGGUUUCACAGCUUUAGAUGUGUUACUACAAUGUCCAGCUCAAUCAGGAGACCUGCUAAUAGGUGAAAUUCUUCGGAGUUUCGGAGCUAUAAGAUCCAUCAAUACCAUGCUACCCUCCGCUAUAGCCAUAUCCUCACACCAAAUUGAACCUGAUAUGAUCGGCUCGCAAACAAUCCUUAGCAGAUCACUGAAAGAAAAGAAAAGAAAGAAGAAAAUUACGAAGAAAAAAAUGAAUGCUAGUGAGGAAGAAGAUGAUGAUGAUGAUGAUUUUGAAAACAAUCGCGACUUAAGACGAGAUGCAAAUUCAUUAAUGGUGGUGGCUGUACUAAUAGCCACCAUGACGUUUGAAGCUGGAUUAAACCCACCUGGUGGAGAUUGUGUUAAACUAAUAAACGCUGCUACUUCUAAUUGCACAAUCAACAAUUCAUUCUUCAAUAGGAGUACAACUUUUGAAUCACAGAUCUUUAACGGCACCGAGAUAGGUAAUUUUAUAAAGUUGCCAGGAUUCAGCUAUUACGUUUUUGAGUUGGUCGACACCGUAGGAUUUUUAUCAUCGUUGAGUGUCAUAGUUCUGAUUAUAUGUGGAUUUCCCUUCAAGCAAAGUUGUCUCAAGUGGACUUUAAUGGUAGUUAUGAUGAUAGCAAUAGCAUCAGUGGCUUUGUUGUUCAUGUUUUGGAUGUACGCAACUAACCCCAACCAUUAUGUCGUACAGAGCUUUCCUGCUUUUUGGUUGUUAUUGAUUGUUUUGCUUGCAGUAUGGCAACUCUUCCGGUUUAUCGUAUGGUUGUUCAAGAAAUUUGAACGAGUGGCUUGUAAGAGACCGAGAGUGCAUUAAGAGAAUAAAAUGAUGUUCGAUACUGGUAAAAUUAUGGUUGUUGAAUCAAGGUGAAUACAGUUAUAUGUAUGUAUAUAGAAUAUUAAUUAAAGGAUUUGUAAUGAACUAUAUGAAAUUGUAUCUGUAAUGUUAUAUAGUUUGCUAGCGAGAAUAACUUUUGUUUGGUUCUC